GGGCCAAUUUCUUCCUCUUUUUCCUCGUUAAUGCCUUCAAACCAGAGAGGGAGGAGAGAGAGAGAGCUGCUUUCUCUUUUCUUCUUAUAGAUCCGCUAUCUCGAUUUCUUAUCUCGUAUACUUUUGAAUUCAACUGUCGACCAACGAUGGGAGCGGCGCCGGAGUGCCGAGCGCCGAGGGGGAGGAGUGGGGGCGGCGACGGCGUGGAAGACGAGGGCGCUGCGGGGGCGGCGCUGGGGGACCCCAAGUGGUGGCCGCCGGGGUUCCGCUUCCACCCGACGGACGAGGAGCUGGUGCUCUACUACCUCAAGCGCAAGGUCUCCCGCCGCCGCUUCCGCCUCCCCAUGAUCGGCGACGUCGACGUCUACAAGUGCGAGCCUUGGGAGCUCCCUGAGAAAUCAGUGUUCAAGAGUGGUGACAAGCAGUGGUACUUCUUCAGUCCAAGAGACAGGAAGUACCCUAAUGGAUCGAGAUCAAAUCGAGCUACCAAAUAUGGCUACUGGAAGACUACAGGAAAGGACCGGGCCAUCUCUCAGAAGUCAAAGGCUGUGGGUAACAAGAAAACCCUUGUUUACUACCAUGGCCGUGCUCCUAGAGGAGAGCGCACCGAUUGGGUCAUGCACGAGUAUACCUUGGAUGAGCAGCUGCUCAUGAGCUGCAACAGCGUGCAGGAUUGUUAUGCUCUUUAUAAGGUCUUUAGGAAGAGUGGACCUGGUCCGAAGAAUGGGGAACAGUAUGGUGCGCCUUUCAGAGAAGAGGAGUGGGAAGAUGAUGGCGAAAAUAAUAGCUCCAGAAACCAGAACAGCAAGGAAGACACAGCAUCUGAACAUCCUUAUAGUGUAAGCUCUGCCGGCAUGCCGGGUGAUGAGGGGAGUAGACUUCCAAUGGACUUUCUUGAGGACUUUUCGCUACAAUUGUCUAAUGAACUGCAACCUUCCAAAUGUUCUGCAUAUGUUUCAGAGAUUAAUGCUGAAGCAGAAGUUGGAAGCCAUACUGCAGUGCCAUGUCUUGUAGAUGCUAAUUUUGGUGAACGAAAUCUCAACUGUUGUGAGCUGAGCGGCGAGGAGCAACAAUCUGAGAUUGACAAGCCAGAUCCAGCUUGCAUGCAGCCUGCCAAGGAUCCUGCGAUAACAUCCAUUUCCAUUUGUUCUGAGCAGGACCAAUUCAGAGUUGAUGAAGAGUUCUUGGAGAUCAAAGAUUUCAACGACCCAGAGUCUGUAGAGUGGAGAGUAGAUGAUGUCAUCAACACGGACAUCAUUCAAGAUGCUGGUGGAUUAUAUAAUUCUUAUGAUUAUUUUGAUGCACCCAUGUUUUUAGCUGAAGAUUUCGAUGCUCUUGAUGGAGCAGUCCAGAAUCCAUAUUCCUAUGAAACCCGAGAAUCUGAUAUCACCAGUGAGCUCUGGACAUAUGAGCAGGAUUUCAGUGCGGCGACUGCUGCCGAGUCAAAUGAUGUUAUUGUUGCACCACCAGCAUCAGGUGCUGUAUAUGCUAGUACUCCAUCGAAUCCUGGGGAUAACACCCAGGGGCAGAUUAGUCCUGUUAGAAGUGCCUCAGACUCAUGGUUCGGUUCGGCACUCUCUGCUUUGUUAGAGUCUGUACCAAGCAGUCCUGCAAUAGCCUCAGAGAAUGCUUUGAUAAGUAGAGCACUUCGACGCGUUUCAAGCUUCAGAGCAGGGCAGAAUGGAGCCCAAGAACCAAAUGGAACCACAGGUGGAGGCACUUUGGCUUCUGGGAGGCAGAGAGAGAGCCACAAUGGUGGGUUCCUAUUUACCUCAUUCCUGGUUGGCCUUGUUGCUGUCUUUUGGGUGUUGACAAUUGGAGCUGCAGUAAAAAUUUUCAAGGGUUUAUGGGACAAGUUCGUAUUGUCAUAGUCAUAUGUUGGCUCGAAUAUUUACUCGGAAGGAAAGGAGAAAUAUUAGAUAUUAUAGCGGCGCUCAGGAUGGUGCAUUGGCGAGAAAGGAAUGUUUGUAGCUGUGCAUCAUUAGAGGUGAGCAAUGCUGCCAACUUCCUGGUCGGCAUCAUGCUAAGUUUUUUACUGCAAUGCUGAUGGAGGAUUCGCAGAACGAAUUCUUUCCACCGCACCAGUGCUAUCGAAUGGUUCAUGUAUUGAUCUGCAUCUCAUUCUCUUUGUUCACAGGAAUGUUUAUUUGGCAGAUCAUUUGUCCACAAGAUUCUUGUUGGAUAAUACAUGCCAAACGAGAUUAGCCUGCAGCAUAUGCACUAACGGUCAUGUUUUACGCUUGAAUUUUACUAUUUUAAGGUACAUUUGGUGCCAUACACAACCCUUUGCCCAUGGAGGCUUGAGUCCUCUCAACCCCAUGAAUUUUACAAUGUUGGCAUGGGUUGUGGUGGAGAAGAGCAGUCAUCUGACUCACCACUUUAGCAUCUGAAUUUAGUCACUUUGAUUGCCAACAUCUUGUCAUUUCAUAAAUCUCUUUUCGGGU
Molecule: messenger RNA, 2444 nt
Organism: Phoenix dactylifera (date palm)
Lineage: Eukaryota; Viridiplantae; Streptophyta; Magnoliopsida; Arecales; Arecaceae
Source: RefSeq, a predicted model, not a curated record